Messenger RNA from Kwoniella botswanensis, 1875 nucleotides. Its product is annotated as NADPH-dependent diflavin oxidoreductase 1. NCBI's taxonomy places the organism in Eukaryota, Fungi, Basidiomycota, Tremellomycetes, Tremellales, Cryptococcaceae. Gene Ontology annotation, cellular component: cytosol. The transcript is spliced from 9 exons. The record is from RefSeq and is a predicted model, not a curated record. The coding region runs from base 1 to 1875 and encodes 624 amino acids. Gene Ontology annotation, molecular function: flavin adenine dinucleotide binding; NADPH-hemoprotein reductase activity; FMN binding.
AUGAUUCCUCUGAUACUCUACGCAUCCGAAACAGGCAACGCCCAAGAUGUAGCCGAGCGAGUUUCCCGAUCGUUCAGAGCAGCAGGUCGGAAAAUCACUGUCCAAUCGAUGGAUACUUUCCCAAUAUCAUCCCUCAUACAUGUCCCGCUCUUGAUCCUUAUCACUUCCACUCACGGACGUGGUGACCCUCCACCGGCGAUGACGAGUUUGUGGAAGGCGCUACUGAGGUCGAAUCUGCCUGAGGAUAUAUUGGAAGAUGUGCAUUUUACGUUAUUUGGCUUAGGGGAUAGUUCGUAUGAGAGGUUCUGUUAUGCUGGAAAGAUAUUGGCUAGGAGGAUGGAAGGGCUCGGAGCAAACAAAUUGGCAGAGUAUGGAUGGGGUGAUGAGAGGAGUCCAAAUGGCAUAGAAGACGCUCUCAUACCUUGGCUAAAACAGACCCUAGAUACUUUCUUAUCUUACCUUCCUGUAUCUCCUGACUACUCUCCGAUAUCGUCGACAGAUCUACCGCUGCCCAUAUAUUCAUUGACGUCCAUUGCAAGUUCGUCUAAUUCGAAACGGAAACAGAAGGAAGAUGGGUUGGAUAUACCUUUAGAAGGAUUAUCGAUCUCAUCAUUACCCAACGGUCAUACUGCUUCUGAAGCACCUACGAGAGUGGCAGAUGUACUCCAUCAUGAGAGCAAUGGAGUGAUCAAGCCUGAUGAUUGGGUAUGGGCGACUUUGAGGAAGAAUAAAAGAGUCACCAAAGAGGAUUGGUGGCAGGAUGUGAGGGAGAUCGAGUUGGAGUUUGAGGAUGAGGAUGUGGAACCAUAUCUACCAGGAUCGAUAUGUUCACUCCAACCUCAAUCGGACCAAGCGGACGUUAAUACAUUUUUGGAAAUAAUGGAUCUGGAAUCUCAGGCGGAUAUACCGAUGCAAGUGGAAGCACUUCUGGAAGAACAACCUUUACCUCAGCAUCUCCCACCAUCCGAUAAACCAACCACUCUGCGUUCGUUAUUGACAAAUCAUCUCGAUCUCCGCUGCUCUCCCCGGAAAAGCUUCUUCGAGUGGUUACGGAGGUUGUCACCCGAUGAGAGGGAACAGGAGAGGUUGGAUGAGUUUAUUGAUGAUCCUGACGAAAUACAUACGUACGCGACUAGACCAUCCCGAACUAUCGUGGAGACCUUGGCGGAUUUCAGAAAUACCAAAAUACCCCUUUCUCACAUACUGGAGAUCCUACCACCGCUCAGACGAAGACAAUUUUCAAUAGCUAGCUCUUGGGAUGCACAUCCUGGAAAAGUCCAAUUGCUGGUCGCACUAGUGGAGUACAAGACCAAUUUGAAAGUACCACGAAGGGGAUUAUGUUCGCAAUGGCUUGAUCAGUUGACUGUUGGAAUCAAAUUACCGAUACACAUCUCACUUCCUACACUCUUCUUACCUCCUAAUCCUGAUACGCCCGUCAUACUGGUAGGUCCAGGGACGGGAGUAGCUCCGAUGAGGGCUUUUGUCGAGACUAGAGUCAAACAAGGUGCAAUUGAGAAUACUGCACUGUACUUCGGAUGUCGAUCUGAAUACGCCGAUUUCUACUUCUCGGAUGAAUGGAAGAAAUACGGCGAGAUGGGUGUGAACAUCCAGAUUGCUGCUAGUAGAGAUCAGGAGGAGAAGGUUUAUGUGCAGCAUCUGAUCAAGGAGAAUAAAGAGGAAGUCCAAGAGUGGUUGGUCGAUAAAAGUGGACACGUGUAUAUAUCUGGCUCAUCCAAUGCGAUGCCCAGGGAAGUAAGAGAAGCGUUGGCAUGGUGUAUAAGUAAAGACGGUGCGGGUGAUUUUACUGAAGAGGAAGCCAAGGAAUAUGUGGAGAGGAUGUUUGAGGAGAAAAGAGGUGGUGAGGAGAGUUGGUGA